AUGGCAGACGAAACAGUUGACGUAUCGAUGAUCGAUGAAAACGGUGAACAAGAACAAGAACAAGAAUUCGACUUAGACAAGAUGAAGUUGUUACCAGGGUCGUCAGAGGACGGAACGGCUGCCUCGUUCCAGAUUGUGGAUGAAGACCAUACUCUUGGAAAUGCGUUACGUUACAUCAUUAUGAAGAACCCAGAAGUGGAGUUCUGUGGUUACUCUAUUCCCCAUCCUUCUGAAAACAAGCUUAACAUAAGAAUCCAGACAUACGGAAACAUAUCGGCAGUGGAAGCGUUACAUCAGGGGUUGGACAACUUGUCGGAACUCUGCUCUACGAUUGAAGAGAAAUUCAGCGAGAAAAUUGAAGCUGGGGGCUACAAGACGGUGGAACCAUGA
Molecule: messenger RNA, 390 nt
Organism: Debaryomyces hansenii CBS767
Lineage: Eukaryota; Fungi; Ascomycota; Pichiomycetes; Serinales; Debaryomycetaceae
Gene: RPC19
Product: DNA-directed RNA polymerase core subunit
Exons: 1
Coding region: 1-390 (129 amino acids)
Biological process (GO): DNA-templated transcription
Cellular component (GO): RNA polymerase I complex; RNA polymerase III complex
Molecular function (GO): DNA binding; protein dimerization activity; DNA-directed RNA polymerase activity
Source: RefSeq, a predicted model, not a curated record